Molecule: messenger RNA, 933 nt
Organism: Prunus armeniaca (apricot)
Lineage: Eukaryota; Viridiplantae; Streptophyta; Magnoliopsida; Rosales; Rosaceae
Source: the annotation of a GenBank genome assembly
AUGGAGACAAUUGUUAUUCUCGUGUGCUACAAUGGAAAAUGGGUCACCUCGAAGAAGAUGUGCAAAUACGAAGGGGGUGACUCAAAAGGCUUAAUAGUUCCACGGACCAUCAAAUUUGCUGAACUGUUGGACCGUGUGCAUCAGAUUGGUAAUACAAACAGCAGGGAAGACAAGGUUUGCUUAAAAUUCUCAGUUUUGGUGGCCUCGAAUGAGUGGAAGCACAUAAAGAUUGAGGAUGAUGAUGAUGUCAAUUUUUUUAUGAAGUACAAUUCUGAGGUAACACCUUCAAAACUAGCUCCCUUACUUGUGAGUAUAGAAGAUAAAGGACUCACAAAUGAUGUAGUUGAUAGUAUGCAUAUCACGACAAAUAGUAGUCGGAUGGGUCGUUCUUCAGUUGCCAUUGUUGAAAGCAAUGAAGGUGAACAGAACCGGUACAAUGAAGCCGGUGUAAAUGAUGGGGAAGCAUAUUUGGAUAGCGGGUGUUCGCGAAGUGAUUGGAAUCCGAAAAUUACAGUUGGGCAAAUUUUCUCUAGUAAGAAAGCAUUGUUGACGGAGUUACAGUUGACGGCAAUAAGAGGCCACUUCGAAUUUAAGGUGCAAUUCUCCUGCACAAAGAGGUUGCUUGUGGGUUUGUUGUCAACGUCCAUGCCCAUGGCGGGUGACAACCAUCGUCAAGCAACCGCAGCACUUGUAGCCACUUCAUGUAAAAGGAAGUUGAAGGAUUCUCGGACAAUAUACACACCAAGUGACAUUAUGAGAGAUGUGAAACACAACUUUGGUUUAAGAAUCCAUUAUUCGAAAGCUUGGAAAGCAAGGGAGUUAGCUCUAUUGUCCAUUAGAGGAUCAGCGGAGGAGGCAUAUUAUAUUCUUCCAGCUUAUUGCUAUGAAUUGGAGCGUAUGAAUCCCCGGCACAAAAACACACAUCCAAACUGA